AUGAGCAGAACUUCUUCAACCACAUAUGGUGUCGAGACAGAUGCUAUGACAUUACAAAGGUAUGUACUGCACGAACAACGGAAGCAUCCAAGCGCUACCGGUGAUCUCACGAAUCUUCUUACGUCACUCAUGACCGCUUUUAAGGCAAUAUCGAGCUCAGUACGACAGGCUGGUCUGGCUCAUCUCUACGGUAUAGCUGGAAACACUAAUGUUCAAGGAGAAGAAGUGAAGAAGUUGGAUGUUCUAAGCAAUGAGCUCAUGAUUAACAUGAUCCGUUCAUCGUACACCUGUUGCGCUAUGGUAUCUGAAGAGAACGAAAACUUCAUAGAAAUUGAAUUAUCAAAGAGAGGAAAAUACAUCGUUACAUUCGAUCCUCUAGAUGGGUCGUCUAACAUUGACUGUCUGGUGUCAAUCGGAACAAUUUUUGGUAUCUGGCGAACACAAACAGACGAGCCAGUUAAGAAGGACGACUUACUGCAGCCUGGAAGGUCUAUUGUAGCGGCGGGUUACUGCCUAUAUGGUUCAGCGACAAUGAUAGUUCUCAGCACUGGACGUGGUGUAAAUGGAUUCAUGCUUGAUCCAAGCAUUGGAGAGUUCAUUCUUACUCAUCCAAAGAUGAGAAUUCCUGAAAAAGGAAAAAUUUACAGCGUGAAUGAGGGAUACGAGAGAGACUGGCCAAAAGCUGUCAAAGAAUAUGUGCACCACAAAAAGUAUCCAAAGGAAGGCCAGAAAUUGAUUGCUCAACGAUACGUUGGAUCUAUGGUUGCAGAUGUUCAUCGAACAAUGCUCAAUGGUGGAAUCUUCCUCUAUCCUCCAACAAGCGAUGCACCUCGUGGAAAAUUACGGUACUUAUAUGAAUGUGCGCCUAUGGCAUUUCUUGUGGAACAAGCAGGAGGUGUCGCAACAACGGGUAAGGAGCUCGUCCUUGAUGUUGUUCCUACGGACAUUCAUGACAGAAGUGUGAUUUAUUUGGGUAGCAAGUUCGAAGUCGAGGAGCUGCUUUCCUUCUUCGAGAAAUAUAAGGACGACUAG
This is a messenger RNA of Angiostrongylus costaricensis, 1032 nucleotides long. The record is from the annotation of a GenBank genome assembly. Lineage: Eukaryota; Metazoa; Nematoda; Chromadorea; Rhabditida; Metastrongylidae.